AACGGCUUUUCGAGACCGCUAGGCUAGACAAGCUUAUAGCAGUACAGUCAGCGUGGUUGAUCUGACUUAUUUGUGCUGUUGAAACAACAGAAACCACCAUGCAGAUUUGCACCGCAUAAGUCUGCACGCAUUGAUCUGGCUCCACGCUCAUAGGAAAGCUCUCACGCUGCUGCCUACUUCUUACGUCAAGGAGAGAUCACCAUCUUUGGGUUCUCUGCCCUUCCCAAAUAUAAAUUGCAUAUCUAUAUCCCCUGACUACGGGAAUUCGCUCUACCAAUGAUCUCAACGGGGAUCUAUAACUAAAUACAAAAAUUAUCAAGAUGUUUACUACCUUUGCCGCUGCCCCAGCACCCCACCGCCGCCGUCACCGCCAAGAUGGCCGAAGAAGGAGGUCAAGGUCGCUUUCAUCAUCAUCAGAUUCCCCCCGUCCAAGGAAGCAAGUCGCUAGAGCAUGCGACUUGUGCCGUCUCAGUCGAGUUCGGUGUGAUGGCCAGCAGCCAUGCCAAACUUGUUUAAGAAAACAAUAUCAGUGCGUUUAUGAUGAGAGCAGAAACGUACGGACUCUGGCGGAUGCUAUGAAGGUUAUUGAUAGCUUGCGGGCUGAAACCAAAUUUUUGAAGGAGCAACUGUCACCAGCAGCCAAUCGCCAAAGCCAGACCAAUCGUGGAAUCUCGCGCCAGGAAGGGUUCAGUCACAUACCGCAGCAGAGCGGUGCUCUGCACAAUUCACAGGCUAGAAGAAGAUCAACAAGUCCUCUCCGGCUCGACACGCACCCCCGAAGUCCAUUUUGCACGUCAGAUUUUGCGGAUCGAUUAGAGGCCUUCCUUCAGGAUGCCCUUGAAGAAGAAUGCCAUCCAGUUAUUGAUACCUUCACACCUGCGUCGCUUGAAUUGGCAUCAUUUAGAACAAAUCACGCUUUUUUUAGCGCCUGGGAUCCCGGACCCCCUAGGGGUGCAGACUGGGCCCUAUCGCGCCCACAGGAAGAGUUCUAUCUGUCUCUUUUCUGGCAAGCCCACCACUGUCUUGCCCCAAUUGUGAACGAAUCAGAGUUUAAAGAGCUCUUUGAGGCACUAUGGAGCUACCCGAUGAACGCCGGCACAAGGAGACAUCCCUCUCCUUUGGUUGACAUUGUCAUGGCUUUAUGUAUACAAUGGGGCGCCAAUUUUAUCGAAAGUCCGGAUCACCAAAAGGUGGCAACAGAGGCCGAAGACACUAGCUUUUCAGGAUCGCAGUACUACCGUCGCUGCAUGUGCAUCCUUGUUCAGGAUCUUGAGAGUCCCUCACUUUCGACAGUCCAGUGCUAUAUCUAUGCUGUCAUUUACCUAAGUAACGCAACAUUGCUAAGUAUGUCGUACAAUUUGCUCGGUCUAGGUUUCCGUGUCGCAUAUUCGAUUGGCCUGCAUGAUGAGACAUCUCUCAGUGAGUCUGCGCCGGAUCGACAGUUACGUCGGCGAAUUUGGUGGACUUUAGUGUUCCUCGACACAAUCAUCUCUCUCCAGCUGAGCCGACCGGCGGCUGCUGAGAAUUCUCAUAUUCCGUUUCCCUCCGAUGACGAGGAUACAGCCCAAGCAGCUGGACCAAAUUUUUCUAGCCUGUCAAAGGACCAAACGUGGCUAAAUUACCAUGUCCAGCUUACCAAAGCAGUGACUAUUGGGAAAACAAUUUAUGAUAAUUUCCUUGAACACCACACCAAAACCCUCCAGUAUAAUCAUGUCGACGCGAUUGACGACGACCCCGCGACUCGAGAAUUAUGCGCAAAAUAUCUGACGGCGAUAGUGCGGCCGCUUCAUGCAUGGCGAAGUGAAGUUUCUCCCCAUCUAGUAAACAGUCGAAGGGCAAGCGGCAAACCAUUUUCCACUGACAGAACAAUGCUGGAAUUGGACGGCACUCUGCCUCUGUGGCAGCAGCGACAACGCAUUCUCUUGGAGCUAUUUUAUCACAACAUGCUCAAUACGCUCCAUCGACCUUUUAUCAAUUUGAGCCCUUCAAGAACGAGAACUACCAAAACACCAAUCACUGCCCCAGUAGCUGACGGUCAUGCUAUCACAUGUCUCAAUCAUGCUGUUACCAUGACCAUGAUCCUCCACCAAGUGUUGACCGAAACAGAUAUUCUUAACGGUUGGUACGAUUUAUUAUACCACCAGUGGAGCGCGAUGCAGUCUUUGUUGGCCUUCAUCAUUGCCUACCCAGCAUGUCCACCCACACCGACAGCUUGGAAAUUUGCAAAGGUUGCCAUUGACUGUUUCGACAUCCUCGGAGAGAAAUGCACCCUUGCAACAAGGGCUGCAGGCAUCUCACGAAGCGUUAUUUCAAAGGCAAAGCGACGAAGUGAGAUCUUUCGUUCGAGAAUCACCUCGUCAGAAAGCCGUCCGAAUGCAGUGGCAGCGAGCACUUCACAAUCUCACCCGCCAUCGUUCCUGUCUCCACCGGAUGAGCCCAGAAUAUCUAAUGGUUUCAAUGGGUUGCUUUCGCCGACCGACUUAGCGCUCUUCAACGAACGUGAAAGUUCAUGGAAUAGUGACGCCUGGUCAACUGUGGAGAUUUCACAUACUGGGUUUGGUCUUGACGACCCUUCAAAUAUAUCUGGCGCUUUGUAAAAGGGAGAAUAAAAUAUUGUGUAGAGAAUCAUAUAUUUUAUAUCAGUAAAUUGAGUACAUCGAGC
Molecule: messenger RNA, 2662 nt
Organism: Xylona heveae TC161
Lineage: Eukaryota; Fungi; Ascomycota; Xylonomycetes; Xylonales; Xylonaceae
Exons: 2
Coding region: 321-2597 (758 amino acids)
Biological process (GO): positive regulation of transcription from RNA polymerase II promoter by galactose; DNA-templated transcription
Cellular component (GO): nucleus
Molecular function (GO): RNA polymerase II cis-regulatory region sequence-specific DNA binding; DNA-binding transcription factor activity, RNA polymerase II-specific; zinc ion binding
Source: RefSeq, a predicted model, not a curated record